ACGCUGGGCUCCGAACACAACCAAGUACAGAUGCUUGGAUGAACGGUGAGUCGACUUCAAAGGAUAACACUACGACAGCAGCUUUCAAAUCCCGCGCAUUUUGUACAAGUUAACCGCGCUUCGCUGUGUGAGAGGUUUUGCGGAAUGUUCGUGCAUUUCCUAGUCGAAGAGUUCGACUUGCCCAGCACGACACAGAUGCUUAUUUAGUUCCAUGGGAGGAUGACAAAACUGUGAAUUAAACAAAGAGCCAACCCGAUUGAUUCAUUUAAGUUUUCUGUCCGGUUUCUCACGCGAUUAUAUUGUGGAGAAAGUGACCCGUCAAAGCCUUAAAGACAAAAGAAUGAGUACAGUGCAAGACUCUUUCAACGUUCCAAAUGGCUCGCACUAUCCUUUUACGCCAGCCCAAGGCGUGCGGUCCUCCGCUCGUCCGUCUACUCAUGAGUUCAUAUUCACCGGACCUGAUAGCUUCACCAGUUCUAGCGUCGCAGCUGUUCGUCCACCUAACAGCAGUAUAAAUCUAGCAUCUGACACAACUGUCGCUAGAGCAGGCAGCAACCAGCGACAACUCAACAUGUUCCCUGGCUCAGUUAUACACCAGCUUCACCCAAGCCACUACAAUAGCCUGCAAGAGCCACAUCGAGACGGUACUAAUGGUUCACCUCACGGGUUUUAUUCUGUUGCUCACGCUCACGACCCGCCUGGCUCUCACUAUCAACAGACUGGCGGACCUCUAACCGGGCCUUACAGGUUCAGUAAAGGCAUGGAAUAUUAUACCCGAGACGACAAAUAUGAGCCUCAUCAUUCGCAAUACGCGAGCCCUUUCGCUGCACCGCGCUACGAAUUUAUGCAGCACGCAGGGCUAACCAUGCCUGGAAGUUACCUGCGCCAGCCUUUGAGUCAUGUGGUGGUUUGUGAAUGGAUCGAACCGGGCAGUAAAGGAAAGCCUUGUGGGAGACAAUUCUUUCGAAUGCACGACGUAGUAGCGCAUCUUUCUGAAGAUCAUGUUGGUGGACCGGAAAGCAGUUCUCAUGUGUGCUUCUGGAAAGAUUGCCCUCGUAAUGGACUACCUUUUAAAGCCAAGUAUAAGCUUAUCAACCACAUUCGUGUGCACACGGGAGAAAAGCCUUUCUCAUGUCCAUUCCCUGGCUGUGGAAAGCUCUUCGCUAGAUCAGAAAACCUAAAGAUCCACAAGCGAACGCACACCGGUGAGAAACCGUUCAUGUGCGAAUACCCCGGUUGCGAUCGACGUUUCGCAAAUUCGAGUGAUAGAAAGAAGCAUUCGCAUGUUCAUACGUCUGAUAAACCUUACAUCUGCAAAAUAGAAGGAUGUAACAAAAGCUAUACCCACCCAAGUUCCCUUCGAAAGCACAUGAAGCUCCAUGCGAAGCCCUCGGACUCUCUUGGUUCGACAAGUCCUCACGAUGAAAGCGUGUCUUCCGGCAGGACAAAUUCACCAGCUUUCCACACCGCUUCAACUUACCCGCCAAUGUCGGAAUGGUUUAACCGCUUACCAUCGACACAGAAUCACGAACACUAUCAUAUGGACAAUAGCGCUAGCAUUGCUGCCGCACAAGCUCCUCUGGCGUCCUACUGACAUCCUACCGAGGAAAUAAAGACUACGCUCUUUUAACAUGGAGACAAGAUAGCAUUAUUUAAAUAACCGUUUCAAUCAACUGUAAGCGGGUGACGUCUCCGUCAAAUCUAUCCACAGAAACAUGUGUCGUUCAGUCGCUGACAAAAAAAAUUUGCGACAGGAUAUUUGCUAUUGGAAGACCAGCUCCAAUCUAGACUAACGCUGGAACAAUGGCAAAAAAAUUAUCCUAAACUUGGAAUAUUUCAUUUCCAUUAUCGCUGUUGAGAAAACAGUGUUGUUUACGAAGGAUGCCAGUCGUGCAACAUUCGGUAAGCGUCACACAAAGACGAACUCAAGAAGCAGAUUAAAAGAAGAAAUUUUGCCCUAAAAGUCCACUUUGUAUUGAGGCAAAAUAGUUGUGGGCCAGAAGGUUGACAAUUUGAAAAAUGAAGACAUUUUAUGUUGGGCGAGAUUCCAAGGAAAUGGAAACUAUAAUAAAACUCCUCGGGCAAGGACCACAAGAAGGAGUUGAAUCUAUCAAUCAAAAUCACCAUCAGUAAGAAGGAGUAUUAGCUUACAGUAUUUUCUUAUUUAUGUCAGGAUAUUUACUGUUCAAAAUCAGCACUGUAAAUAGCAUAUUUAGAAUUUGACAUCAUCUAGUAUAUUAUAAAGGAAAGAAAGUUGAGGGGAGGAAUCUGAUACCAGUGUCAAAUUAGUCUGCUUGUUUCGAAACUCGUAGCACACGAAGUUCGUCGAUACAGUCUAUUGCUGUAAAAAUUGGACUUUCUGCUUCAAGUUGGAAUGCCAUCUUUUAAAACUGAGAAAACUAAAUAAAGCUUUCGUUCUGUGA
Messenger RNA from Pocillopora verrucosa, 2423 nucleotides. RefSeq names its product zinc finger protein ZIC 4-like. Lineage: Eukaryota; Metazoa; Cnidaria; Anthozoa; Scleractinia; Pocilloporidae. The record is from RefSeq and is a predicted model, not a curated record. Gene Ontology annotation, biological process: regulation of transcription by RNA polymerase II. Gene Ontology annotation, cellular component: nucleus. Gene Ontology annotation, molecular function: DNA-binding transcription factor activity, RNA polymerase II-specific; RNA polymerase II cis-regulatory region sequence-specific DNA binding.